CAACUGCACCACCACAAGCUUCACUGAUCACCGCCAGGCUGAAGCUGACCACAGAGAAAAAACAAGCAAGCAAGCAUCAACACAAACACAAACGUCAACAAUGGAAGCACUUUUCUUCAACUCUCACUCUGGCUUCUUAGAAGGCGUCAUUCGUGGAUUCAAAGCUGGUUUGCUCACGCAAACCCAGUAUCAAAACUUGACACAAUGCGAUACGUUAGAUGACUUCAAGAUGCAGCUAUCUGCUACCGAUUACGGCAAUUUCCUUGCGAACGAAACACCCCCGAUCUCAACCUCAACGAUCUCCGAAAAGGCCACCGCUAAACUGGUCGCUGAGUUCGAUUACAUCCGUUCAAAUGCCGUCGAACCUUUAUCUACUUUCUUAGAUUAUAUGACGUAUGCAUACAUGAUCGAUAAUGUCAUUCUAUUGAUCACUGGUACCUUACACGAAAGAGACACCCACGAAUUACUGGAGAGAUGUCAUCCGCUUGGUGUAUUCGACACGAUGCCUGCACUAUGUGUGGCGACGAAUGUCGAGGAGCUUUACAACUCGGUGAUGGUCGAAACACCACUAGCACCCUACUUCAGAGACUGCUUGACAGCGCACGAUCUGGAUGAUCUGAACAUCGAAAUCAUUCGGAAUACACUAUACCGAGCCUAUCUAGAGGAUUUCCACAAGUUCUGUCAGACGCUUGGGGAGCCGACAUCGAGCGUGAUGAACGCGAUCUUGGGAUUUGAAGCCGACCGUCGAACGAUCAACAUCACCAUCAAUUCGUUCGGCACAAGUCUAUCCAAGGAACAGCGAUUCAAACUGUUUCCUAGACUUGGCAAGCUCUAUCCUGAGGGUAAUUUCCUUCUGGCUCGUGCCGAGGAGGUUGAGGCAGUCAAGAUCGUCACAGAGAACGUGCCUGAAUACCGCGCCUUCUUCGAGCCCAAAUCGGGCGCAACAGGCCGAAAUGCUGAUGACGUCGUUGGGGACUUGGAGGAUCACUUCUUUCAACAAGAAGUUCAUCUCAACAAACUUGCUUUCUUGCAACAAUUUCAAUUCGGCGUCUUUUACGCAUUUUUUAAGUUAAAAGAACAAGAAAUCAGAAGCAUAACCUGGAUUGCUGAAUGCAUAGCUCAAAAUGCAAGAGGCCGAAUCCAUGAUUACGUACCUACAUUUUAAGCCUUUCUCUCCUUGUUUUCCAUCCAUCCCCCCCUUCCUUGUUCCUGUUUUGGAAACAUCAAAUGUUGUUUUUUAUUUAUUUAUUUAUUUUCUUCAUUGAGAGUACUCCUUUUGGACUGUUUUAAACAUUUUUUUAUUUUAGUAUCUUGUUCUGUAGUUACAUUUUCCUUUUCCUUAUUCCUGUAUUCAGAUGAGAUCAUUUUUUUUUAUUUGUGAGAAUGAUAGUGGAGAAGAGAAAAAGAAGUAGAUUAAUAUGGUGGUAUCUUGUUUUGAAUUUUCUCAUUAAUUUUACACAUCUGCCUCAAAAUCUUGACUCUCUUCCUUCCUAUAUAAUCAUUUUAUA
Molecule: messenger RNA, 1508 nt
Organism: Puccinia graminis f. sp. tritici CRL 75-36-700-3
Lineage: Eukaryota; Fungi; Basidiomycota; Pucciniomycetes; Pucciniales; Pucciniaceae
Product: ATP synthase (C/AC39) subunit
Exons: 8
Coding region: 101-1165 (354 amino acids)
Biological process (GO): vacuolar acidification; vacuolar transport; proton transmembrane transport
Cellular component (GO): vacuolar proton-transporting V-type ATPase complex; fungal-type vacuole membrane; proton-transporting V-type ATPase, V0 domain
Molecular function (GO): proton-transporting ATPase activity, rotational mechanism
Source: RefSeq, a predicted model, not a curated record